UUUUAAUAUUGCAUGUGUGUUUGAAACAGUUCGAAAAUCAAAUCCUCUUGAAAAGACUUUCGAACUUGCAAGAGGGAAUGGAGAAUGAACGAAGAAGGGACCUGACCCGCAAUCAAAGUAAUAUUCGGUCAGCGUAAGCAUUAGUAAUGGCAUCUGCUGCAGGCCCUUGCUUCAGUGAUGAUUUGGGAGACACGGCACCCGUAACUACCGAGGAUGUGUUCCGAGAAUUUCUCCUCUCCUCACCGAUGAAAGACGCACCGGACAACGUGCGAGAAAACGCAGUGGAGCUAUUCUCGUUACGUCUCGGUGAUCAUAGCACAUCUCUAUCAUCGCCUUGUGAUACUUUAGCUGCUGCUAGUGAGCAGGAUAGUGCACGAAGAUGGUUGUCAUGGGCACGUGAUGGGGAGAACCCGCUGCACCAGCUGAUUCGCAGCAACGAGCACGAGAUACCGGACGGCAUCCUGCCAGCUGAGUGCCGCGACGCCAGACUGACCGACUUCAGAGUGCAGCCGCCGAAGCCAGGCAAGGGGGGACAAGGCGACCGCCGUCGUCGCGGACCCCUCACCGACGAUGCAGUGUACGCAGAGCAUAAAGAACUGCGCGACAAACUUGCACGUGGCAACUGCUUCCUCGAGUAUUCAACUGCCAGCGCGGAGUUGGCGCCAGGUCAGGCGACGGCAGCGGCGGACUCGCUGGACAGGCAUCAGAUCUGCACGGUCUACGGACUGCGCAAGUUCACCGGCGGCCUGGGCGACGACGACAACGAUCUCGUAGAUCAGCCAGACGAGGAGGCUGCUGCCCCUGCUGGUGAUGCUGCUGAGAGUGGUGGCGGCGGUGCAGAGCAGGAGCAAGCGCCUCGCUGGGCCAACUUCUUCUCAUCGUCAUUGGCAGAAGUUCAGUCGGUCGUGGCAACAUCAAAGGCCAAUGGCGAGGCAGCUCACUUUGCAGCUCGAUACCUACACGGCCGAUGGGUGCUCAUUGCUGGUUCAAAGAACGUUCAUGUCGUCUUCAGCCGCAGACGUGACCUGGGUCUGUAUAAGCAGGGGCAGUACACGGUAGCAGAGAGGGUGGCGCAUGCCGUCUGUGACGCUCUCGACAAGCUGGACUCUCGCCAGUGCCUUAUGUUUCUAUCGUUUCUGGCAUGCACCGGCUACACAGCCAUUUUCGAGCUCCUUCAGCCUGAGUAUCAGCAUGUGGAAAGUCUCAGUCAUCUGUUACGACCGCAGCUGCAGUUCAUUUGCUGGUCGUCUUUCAUGGACAGUUUCAAUGAUGUCUGCGUCGGUGCACUGGAUCCAAUGCUCUGCCAUCACAUGGCCAAAGCGUUUGGCCUUGAGCCAGUUGCCUGCGAGGACCUGCCACUGGAUGAACUAGAUGUGUAUCUCACCAAGGUGCGUAAUGAUCAUGGCCACGAGGGGAAUGUUCUCUACUUCCUGAACGAGAAGCGCUGUCCAGUUGGUUUGCUCAAGCGCAAGACAGUGUGGUACAUUUGCAUCCGGGCUAUUCGCGAGAAGACCAAGACAGCGCUACGUGUCCUGGAUCGCCGCGAGAAGCAGAAGAAGCCGGCAGCGAAAGGAGAGAAGGCACCGUCCCAGCUGCCGUCGGAGGGCCACUACAUGAGAGGAGUUUAUGACAAGAUCACACGGCGCUUUCAGGACAUCGACAGUUGGCUAGAGUUUGGCAAAGAUUGCCACCGGCAGUGGCUGGACCUGGCACUUGGUUUUGUGCACUAUGUGAUAGAUCACGUUGCGGACGGGUCGCUGCCACGGGAGGAAGUAAACAACCGUUUCCCCGACGUUUGGAACCGGUAUUUGCAGGUGUCUGGCAGUACGGAUCGUAUCUAUGCCGAUAUCCCGCCAUGCAAGGCAGCAGAGUCUGUUUUCGUGCACAAAAACAAGUGAAGUCAUGUAGCAACCGCCGUCGGACAGUGCAGGUACCGUUCUUCAUGUCGCCAUUUCUCCGUUGCCUAUUCUUUCUUCUGAAAUGGCAAUCACAGAAGUACUCGCUAUAGUGUAAACUCAGAAUAACAGCAGUGGUCUUGCUCCAGCUGUCCACUUUGUUUUCAACUGCUUUCGUUGUAGUGCUUCUAAGCAGCUGUCUUCAAUAUUUGGAGACUCCACUGCAGCCAGUUAGUCAUCUCGUAGCCACACUACCAUCCACCACCGUUGCGGUCUAAAACGCUACGAUUCUAAAAUUUCAUCUCCAAAUGAGGGCAAAUCUCCGUCCUUGGGUCUUUCCCACUCAAUAUAGAAGUAAAGAAGCCGUCUAUCGUCAAUGAUAUUGUUUGAUCACAUGAAACGCCAGUGCGUAACAUGUUCGUUUGUGCACCGAGCCUUCGUUUCUGGCAUUUCUGACGGCGUGAGCUCCUUGAAUUUAUGUGCGCGUGUAGCAACUCUGCAGUCAUUUUGUUAAUCCUUAUUUUAAUUGGAACUCGGAUGUUGAGCCAAUGUAGUCUGAUGGCGCACUAGCUGAUUGUGUAUUAUCUGGUUACAUUGGUGGGCAGCUGGUCGGCACUCGUAACAUUUUUUUUGUCCUUCAUUUAUUUUUCCUUAUUUAAUGUGAUUUUUACGCAGUAAAAUUUGUUUCUGGGUGCCCACAGUGCUCAACAGCACAACGGGCAGAGGUUCAUGUUAGAUAUAUUGCCAUGAUAGGGCUGCGUAACGUGAAACUCAACUUACAAGCUAGACCUCGCUCUGCCUUCGGUUUUUGUGAUUUUUCAAUUAUUUGUUUAGGUAGACAGAGUGGCGAUAGCAUCACUCUCGUAGGGUAUUUCUUGCUCUGCUGUCAGCUGGUUUCUAUUUUGCACUGCUGGUGACUAUGCCAGGAGCAGCUUACAUAUGCUCGUCAAGCUUGUCGCUCGUGCUCUUUAGGUAGGUUUCGGGAAUUAGGCCCGGAGUGAUUACAUUUGUUUUGCUCUAGAAAUUCUUUUUUUAUUGGCUGAGAUUAUUUUCACAAAAUGUAUUAGGGCCACACGAAGUCUCCAGUUAUUUUCACCGACAUUUUUGCAAUCUGCAGAAACUCCAACAAGAUAACGUUACGACUUUUUCCUGCGAUUUAAGCGGACAUCUUUAGUCAUUCUCAGUAGUGUUCAAGUGUCAUUUUCAGUGUAAAGCUGACUUGAGGUAUUUCCUUCUCUGA
This is a messenger RNA of Sycon ciliatum, 3135 nucleotides long. RefSeq lists its product as uncharacterized. Lineage: Eukaryota; Metazoa; Porifera; Calcarea; Leucosolenida; Sycettidae. The transcript has 13 exons. The record is from RefSeq and is a predicted model, not a curated record. The coding region runs from base 147 to 1898 and encodes 583 amino acids.